Kwoniella shivajii is the source of this 2544-nucleotide messenger RNA. Its product is annotated as ribosome biogenesis protein ERB1. Gene Ontology annotation, molecular function: ribonucleoprotein complex binding; protein binding. The record is from RefSeq and is a predicted model, not a curated record. Bases 1 to 2544 code for a protein of 847 amino acids. NCBI's taxonomy places the organism in Eukaryota, Fungi, Basidiomycota, Tremellomycetes, Tremellales, Cryptococcaceae. Gene Ontology annotation, cellular component: preribosome, large subunit precursor; PeBoW complex. The transcript is spliced from 4 exons. Gene Ontology annotation, biological process: maturation of LSU-rRNA from tricistronic rRNA transcript (SSU-rRNA, 5.8S rRNA, LSU-rRNA); ribosome biogenesis.
AUGGCACCUCGUAAUGCUGCUGCCAGUAGCUCAAGAGUGUCUUCUACGAAUGGUACAGCCGGUCCAUCAAGGAUACCCCCUUCUUCUUUAGCUAAGAGCAAGAAAAGAGUAGUUGAAGAAAUCUCUCAAGAUCAAGAAGAUGAUUUCGGUAGUGUUGGAAGUGGUCUGGAUAUGAGUGAGGACGAAGACGUCGAUGAAGAUGCUGAAGAGGAAGAUGAGGAUGAAGCUUUCCCGGAAUUCGAUAGUGAGAUUGAAGAUAACGCACAAUUAGCUCAUGAAGAUGAUGGUGAUGAUGAAUCUGAUCAAAACACACAAGACGAAGGAGAAGAACUAGAUGAUGAAGAUUCAGGAUCAGAAUCAGGAUACAAUUCAUCAGAUAUCGAAGCUUUAUACGAAGAUGAAGAUGAAGACUCCCCAGCGACAUCACCUUCAUCGUCCCAAAACAAUUUACCAUUAUCGACAGAUGAAAAAUUAUCAAAAUUGAUAGCUAAGAAUAGUAUAAAGCCCGAUGAAUCCCUCGGAACAGAUGCAAAGAUCUCAAGAGCGAAAGAAGGUGUAGGUAGAUUGGUUCCAAGUAAAUUGGUCAAAGGUGGUUAUAAAAGAGAAUAUGAUGAUUAUGAAGCUGGUUAUGGAAGUGAAAGUUCAACUGAAGAUAAUCCCAACACAGUUGGAAAUAUCCCAAUGGAAUGGUACGAUGAUCUCCCUCACAUCGGUUAUAACGUUGAAGGAAGAAAAAUAUUCCGACCUGCUCAAGGAGAUGAAUUGGAUAAAUUCUUAUCAAACACUGAAGAUCCAGCAGCGUGGACAUCAGCAGAAGAUAAACUCUUACAACAAUCAGUUCAAUUAACAGAUAAAGAAUUAGAUAUCAUUAGAAGAUUAGAAAGAGCUGAAAAUCCUGAUGCCGAUUAUGAUCCUUAUCAACCUACUAUCGAAUGGUUUACAGGUGAAGGUAAAGAGCGAGUUAUGCCUUUGAGUGCAGCUCCUGAACCAAAGAGAAGAUUCGUUCCUUCCAAAUGGGAACACAAGAAGAUCAUGAAAAUCGUCAAAGCUAUUAGAGAAGGUAGAAUCAUCCCUAACAAACCUUCAGCUGCCAAACCUACCGUAUAUGCCAUUUGGUCAGAUGCAGAUCAAGCCAAUGCACCUCACGCAAUGUAUAUGCCUGCUCCUCAACUUCCUCCACCUAAAACAAUCGAAUCAUACAAUCCACCCGAAGAAUAUUUACCAACAGAAGAAGAGAAGAAGGAUUGGGAAGAAAUGGAUAAAGAAGAUCGAAAAACCGAUUUCUUACCUGAGAAAUACAAUGCUCUAAGGCUUGUACCAGGUUACAAAAAUUUGGUGCAAGAGAAAUUCGAGAGAUGUUUAGAUCUUUAUUUAGCACCAAGAACAAGAAAAGUCAAACUUAACAUUGAUCCUGAAAGUUUAAUACCAAAAUUGCCUUCACCAAAAGAAUUAAAACCAUUCCCAAUCGCAUGUUCUGUUACGUAUAGACAUCCAGGUGAUACGAGAGUAAGAACAAUAUCAACUUCACCCGAUGCCACUUUUGUCGCGUCAGGUUCAGAAGAUGGUAUUGUCAGAAUAUGGGAUUUAGGUAAUGGAAGAGAAGUCUGGAGAUGGGAUUUAAACUCUGGUCCUAUUCAGUAUUUAGAUUGGUCACCAUAUAAAGAGGAAUCAUUACUGGUUGCUCUAGUAGCAGGUAAAAUCGUAGUGCUCUCUCCAUUAGCUUUGGUAGCUCCUAUAGUAGCUGCAAACACUUUGACUCACGUCAACACUGCUUUUGCAACCAGUGCGGCCACAACAAAGAUGGGUUCAGGAAAAGAAGUCAAAGGCACAGAAUCAAUCAAAUGGGUCAGACCGAAUGAAAGAGAGAGAGAAAGAGGUGUGUUGGUAUUUGUGGAAGUCCCAGGUACACCAAAACAAGUUUCUUGGCAUAGAAAAGGAGAUUAUUUCGCUACUGUCGCAAGCGAUGCUUCAAACAAAUCAGUCUUGAUCCAUCAAUUAUCAAAACAUGCAACUCAGUCACCGUUCAAAAAAUUACCUGGACAAGUACAAAGAGUCGCUUUCCAUCCUACCAAACCACAUUUCUUCGCUGCCACUCAACGUUAUAUUCGACAAUACGAUUUAGCAGCUCAAACUUUGGUCAAAACACUUCAAUCAGGUGUUAAAUGGAUCUCAUCAAUGGAUGUACAUCCAGGUGGUGAUAAUUUGAUCAUAGGAAGUUACGAUAAGAAACUAGCUUGGUUUGAUAUGGAUUUGAGUACCAAACCCUACAAGACUCUGAGAUAUCACACACGUGCAUUGAGAUCAGUAGUUUACCAUCCAACAUUACCUCUGUUCGCUUCUUCCUCGGAUGACGGUACCAUCCAUAUAUUCCAUUGCACGGUGUACACCGAUCUGAUGCAGAACCCACUUAUCGUGCCACUGAAAAUCCUGAGAGGACACAAUGUCACCGAUGGAAUUGGAGUGUUGGAUCUCAGAUGGGUAGCUGGUAAACCUUGGUUAGUCAGUUCAGGUUCAGAUGGGGAAGUCAAACUGUGGUGUUCAUAG